AGUAAACAACUGAGUUGUUAUUGUAAAAAAAGAUUAUUGAAAAAACUUGAGUUUAUCUUCAUGAUAAUCCACGAAAGCAUUCAUUUGUAGCUAUUUAUUGAAAUUAAUGAGUUGGAAGUAGUUUUUGAUUCGAAAACGCUUUUUUAACAUAAAAAGCAACAAACUGAGAGUCGUUCGAUAAUUACAAGGCUUGAUUUUUUUCGCAGCUUGUUCUAUCGACAGAUUUCGAACCUUUAUAGAUUGCGUUUGAAAAAACGUACUUUUAACUAAAUAUGGAGGAAGAAAAAGAGCUUGUGGCGAGUAAAAACACUGAAGUAACAGUCGACCAAAUGUUGACACAUGUUGGUGAAUUCAAACGAUAUCAAUGGCUGUUAGAUGCAAUUUAUUGCAUUAUGUUGAUUCCUGCAACAUACCAAGUUUUAAUCAUGUAUUUCGCUGCACUCAAUCCACCAUGGAGAUGCAUAAAAAACGGUACAGUUUGCACAUCAAACCAAACGUUUGAUGGCGAUGAUAAAACUCGGUGCAACCUCCCCAGGUCAGAGUGGGAGUAUACAGAAGCCAAAGAAUACUCCAUAGUUACUCAGUUUGAUAUAAAUUGCGACAAUGAAUGGCAAGUACAUUUAACAACCUCAAUUUUAUUCAUCGGGUGGGGCAUUGGCGCAGUUGUCUUAGGUUGGGUAGCGGAUAACUAUGGGCGCAAAAUUGUGUUGUUUCCCUGCAUGGUUAUGGUGAUACUUAUUGGGUUCGUCACGUCGUUUGUUCCAAAUAUUACGUUGUUUAUUUUAUGUCGGUUUGCAGUGGGAUUUUUCACACCGGGUACAUCAGUGCAAAUGUUCAUCUUGAUAUCUGAAGUUGUAGGCUCGAGGUUUCGACCUUUGGCCGGGAUUAUCUUGUGGGUUUUUUUCACUUUGGGUUUGUGUAUAUUAGGCUUAAAAGCUUAUUUCAUUAGAGAAUGGAAAAUAUUGUUUAUCGUGUGUACAGUACCUUAUGUAUUUGUAUUGUUAUUCUUCAAAUUUAUCCCUGAAUCUGUGCGUUGGCUACGCUUACACGGAAAAGUUGACGAAGCCAUGAAUAUUCUGGAGAACAUUGCUAAAUGGAAUAAACGAGAAAUCCCUUCCGGUGUUAGAAUUUGUUCGGCACCAAAGAGUGUGGAAGCACACAAGUCCAGCCCAUUGGAUUUGUUUAAGACUCGAAGAAUGGCUAUUAAAACUUUAACACAAGGUUACGGUUGGAUGGUUAAUGGAAUGGUGUAUUAUGGGUUGUCAUUGGCAGCAGACGAUUUAGGUGGUUCCUUAUAUAGGAAUUAUGUAUUGUUUAGUGCGAUCGAAUUUCCAGCAAUGGUAAUGGCUAUUGAUUUUUGUGAACGCUUUGGAAGAAAAAAAACUGUUAUAAUGCCUAUGGUAGUUGGUGGCAUCGCUUGCAUUCUUGUUGCAUUCGUGCCAGAUACAGGGGACGCAAAGUAUGUACGCGUUGUGAUAGGUUUGCUAGGAAAAAUGUGUAUCACGCUAAGCUUCGACGCCAUAUACACAUGGUCUGUAGAGAUAUACCCAACGGCUGUUCGGGCAGAAGGAAUGGGAUUUUUACAAGUAACAAGCAGGAUAGGAGCAGCCAGCGCACCAUGGGUCGCCAAGGGGCUUAGAUCAUUACAUAAGUCCGUUCCAUUCGCAUUUAUGGGCAUAGCAACUCUGCUAGCGGUUGCAGGCCUACUGGUCCUGCCUGAAACACGAGGCGUAGUGACAUCAGAAACGACUGAGGAAGAGCAAGAUCUACAGCUUCAAGAUGUGAACGAAAGUUUAUAAACCAUUUUACAAAGCUUCUUACGUGUCAUUUACAUGUUUUUACAACUAAUUUUUGUUAUGAUUUCAUAUAAAAACUAUUUUUAUAUUUAAAAGAAAUAUCUUUAAAGUUCAAUAACUCCAUUCUUUAGCUACACAGCGCAGAGUUUUUAUUUGCUUGCGGAUUCAACUAAACAUAGCAUCUCCGUAAACUAACUUGAUAAAUACACGAACAACGCCACCAAAGCGCAACAUAGAAAACAAACCAGACAGCAAGUCAAAUGUAAAGUCUCUUUUACGUCCACGACAGUUUGCAGAUUUUCAGCGUCCACAACUGUAAGAAAGCAUUCUUUACCCUUCCCAUUCUUUUCAACAUCAUAGGUAGAAAAGAUAGCUAUUUUUUCCUCAGGUUUGUAGCUGUUCAUCUCUUCUUGUGACAUUAGCAAAGUUGCAAUAUGUGUGUUGUAGAAGAUGUUGUGUUAAAUAUUA
This is a messenger RNA of Hydractinia symbiolongicarpus, 2264 nucleotides long. RefSeq names its product solute carrier family 22 member 3-like. Lineage: Eukaryota; Metazoa; Cnidaria; Hydrozoa; Anthoathecata; Hydractiniidae. Gene Ontology annotation, molecular function: transmembrane transporter activity. The transcript has a single exon. Gene Ontology annotation, cellular component: membrane. The record is from RefSeq and is a predicted model, not a curated record. The coding region runs from base 273 to 1799 and encodes 508 amino acids. Gene Ontology annotation, biological process: transmembrane transport.